AUGGCGACCCUGUCCACCGCCCAGAGAGCAGCCCGGGUGAUGAGGUGGGCUGGACCGCUGGAGAGCACCACCCUUCUGGCCUUUCGUAGCUUUAGCAGCUCGUCAGGAGAAGCAGCAGGUGCAGGUGGCCAGGCGCUUGGGCUCGGCAGCUCCGCCGGCGCCGCCAGCCUCGACGCCGCCGCCGAUUCGCUGGCGGUAGCCGCCGACGGCGCGACUGCCGCCGCUGCAGCAGCAGCGGGCGGUGGCGGCGACCCUGGAGCUGUGCUGGGGGCAGCCAUGGCUGCCGUGGAUGGGCUGCACGCCGCCACGGGGCUGCCCUGGUGGGCCACCAUCUGCUCAGUGGGUGUGGCGGUCCGCGUCGCCAUGUUCCCCGUCUCGCUGCAAGGCAUGAAGGCCAGCGCGGCGCUCAUGCCGCUGCUGCGCCAGGCGCGUGACGAGGUGGCAGCCAGCAUGCGGCGUCAGCUCAAUGCGGCGGCACCGGCAGCGGCGGCAGGCGCCACUCAGCAGGAGGAGGCGGAGCGGCACGGCGGCGGCAGCAGGCAGCAGCGCUGGCAGCGAAAGCAGCAGGCGGCGGCGGCGGCGGUGGCAGCAUUACAGCAGCAGCAGCAGCAGCGGGCUGCGGGCAGCCCGUCGCCGCUGCCGCCGCCGCCGCCAGGCCCCUCCAUGCGCCAGAUCCUGGCUCGCUUCCACCAGCUGCGGCAGGCUGCGGGUGCGCCGCACCCCGCCUGGGCGCUGGCCUCUCCCCUGGCCCAGCUGCCCGUCUUCAUCACAGCCAUGGCCGCCAUCCGCACCAUGAGCCUCAGCGGCUGGCCCGGCUUCAGCACCGGCGGCGGCGCCUGGUUCCCAGACCUCACCCUGCCAGCCAUGGACCUGGCUACCUGGACCGCGCCCAUGGGCAUGGCGGGCGUGGUGCUGCCUGUGGGCAUCGUGCUAUCCAUGCUGGCAAACAUAGAUGCGGCGUUCACAGGCAAGCGCGCCUGCCGCAUGGUGGCCGGCUGGCAGCAGCUGGAUGCAAAGCGGCGCCAACUGCCGGCGGGCUCGCGCCAGCAGGCCAGCGUGAUGCUGUGGGUGAUGGGAGGGCUGCGCCUGCUGCUGGAGUGGAUGAUGGUGCCGCUGUUUGCCAUCGCGCUGCAGCUGCCCCAGGGCGCGCUCUGCUACUGGGCCGCCGGCAGCGGCCUGGCGCUGCUGCAAAACCACGCGCUGAAGCAGCCCGCGGUGCGGCGAGCCGUGGGGCUGCCCACCGGCACGCAGCAGCCGACGGCGGACGCCGCGCCGGCCCGGCCGGCGCCCGAUGCCGCUGCUGCGGCGGCCGCUGCGGUGGCUGCGGGUGCGGUGGGCCCCAUUGCCGCUGGCGUGGACCCCGAGCUCCGCCACUUCCUGCUCACCACCUCGGACCAGGCGGCGCUGUUUGACAGGGUGGCGCAUCUGAGGGCCGAGGGCCGCGCGGGCGCCACCUGCACAGUGCUGCAGCGCCUGCUGCAGCUCUACCCUGGCCAGCCCAACGCGCUCUACGCGCUUGGACAGCUGGAUGCCCAGUCGCGGGCUCGCGCCUGGUUUGGGGCGGCGGUGGCGAUGCACAUGCAGCAGGAGCACGACGCCGCCAUCCACACCUUUGGGAAAGCGGCGGAGGCGGCUCAGACGGACGAGCUGCGGGUGCGGUGCUGGGUGUCCCAGGCCACGCUGCACCGCAAGCUGGGCCAGCUUGAGGCGGCGGUGGAGCUGCUGAGGCGGGCGGCCAAGGCGGAGCCAAAGGUGGAGCAGGCUUACUUGCAGCCACUGCUGGCGGAGAUGGCAGGGCAGCCGCCCGGGGAGGGCGCCCAGCUGGAGGGUCAGCCGCAGGAACAGUCGCAGGGGGAGGAGGGGGAGGAGGCUGAGGCCAGGCGGCAGGGCGAGAAGUGA
Molecule: messenger RNA, 1899 nt
Organism: Chlorella variabilis
Lineage: Eukaryota; Viridiplantae; Chlorophyta; Trebouxiophyceae; Chlorellales; Chlorellaceae
Exons: 7
Coding region: 1-1899 (632 amino acids)
Biological process (GO): mitochondrial respiratory chain complex IV assembly; protein insertion into mitochondrial inner membrane from matrix
Cellular component (GO): mitochondrial inner membrane
Molecular function (GO): protein binding; membrane insertase activity
Source: RefSeq, a predicted model, not a curated record